AUGACCCCGACACCACCUUCUACCAAUUCCUCCACAGGCGCUCGCUCGCCCGAGGAGCAGUACCGCGUGGUUCGCAAGCGGAAUCGAGUGCCUGUGAGUUGCUAUCCCUGCCGGACACGCAAGCUCAAAUGCGACAGACUAUCCCCCUGCAGCAACUGCGUCAAGCGCGAGGGCGCCGCGCCUCAUUCAUGUUCAUACGCUACGUCCGCGAACCGCAAGAAAAAGGGCGUAUCCUCCGGAGACCAAAGUCCUGAUGAUAUGCAAAACCGGAUCGACCGACUCGAAGGAUUGGUUCUUUCUCUAAUGCACAAUGGAGGUACCGUGGACGCGGCGAGCGCUGAAGCCGCUGGGAGGGCCAAGUCGACAUCACAGUCACAGACGGGGAGCUCGGUCUCUCAAGUCAAAAGCAAAAAGGGCCGAGAGUCUGCCAUGGCGGAAGCUGAAGGAAGUGACGAUGAAGACGGGCUGGUCUCGUCUCUGGGAGUUCUCAAAGUGGAUGAGGUCCAGGGCAAGUCCAUGUACUUUGGCAGCGAGUCAUGGCACAUUAUGCUUGCGGACAUUGCCGAAGUAAAGAAUUACUUUGCAUCUCACAAAAAGGAGCUCGAGUCGAGCUACGAACGGGUCCGAUCAUCGAAACCACGGACAGCGCAAGAAGGGCCGACGCUGUUGCUCGGAGCCACGCCCACCACGGAGACGGAGUUGCGGGCGGAGCUGCCACCCAAGUCAAAUGUUCUCACGCUCUGCAGUCGAUACUUCAACUCGAUGGACAACGCGGUGAACAUCAUUCACGGCCCUACGUUCCAGCAGCAACUGCGAACACAUUGGCAAGACCCCUCGAAAACGCCCAUCAUGUGGCUGGCGCUGCUGUACUCGGUUCUGACGCUGGCGAUGUUGAGUUACCAUAAAGUAGGCGAUGAGCCGCCGGAAUGGAAAGGGAAAACGCUGGAGAUGGCCUGCGACUUCCGGCUCAAGACAGUGCAAGCGCUGAUCCUGGCUGAUUACACAAAGCCAGUGGAAUAUACGGUCGAGGCGCUGAUGCUGUACGUGUUUGGCGAGUACUCAUCAAGGUGGGAUGCAGACCUUGGUCUCUGGAUGAUUGUUGGCAUCAUGACGCGAGCUGCGUUUCGAAUGGGGUAUCAUAGGGAUGCCAAGUGGUUCCCCAACAUCCGCCCUUUCCAGGCGGUCUCGCUGCCAAGCAUGAUCCAUGACCAGGACUGCGAUACGCAGCUGCCCAACAACUUGUUCGACGACGAGUUCCACGCCGGGAGUAAGGAGCUUCCGCCCUCGCGACCAGUGACCGAGCCAACACCAGUCUCAUACAUGAUCGCCAAGUCACAGCUGUGUCUAGAGCUCGGGAGGAUCCUCCAAGCAACAGGUGCCGUCGACAAGCACGUUUCCUACGAUGAGAUCAUCCGGUUUGACGCGAAGCUGCGGCAAAUCAAGCAGGAGCUGCCACCUCACCUCAAAUUCACUCCGCUGGAGGGAUCGCAUGAGCCCGUGGCGCUGCUGAUUGCGCGAUUCAACAUUGAUGUUCUGUACUUGAAGAUAGAGUGCCAGCUGCACAGAAACUACCUUGCUCGGGCCAGGCAAAAUCCGAGAUACGCGCACUCUCGAAGAAGCGCGGUGGAGGCAGCGCUGCAGGCGAUGGAUCGUUUGGCGACAUUGCAUCGAGAAUCGCAGGCCGAUGGCCGGCUGCGAUCCGUGGGCUGGUUCGUCAAGUCCACGGCGACCAAGGACUUUGCUCUUCCGUCCACCAUCCUUAUCAUGGACCUGCACCACGACAACAUGCGGCGCCAGUCAGCAGACCAGAAGGAGGAGCACGAGGGCAAUUUUCUGUGGACACCUGAGCAGAGGGCGCGGAUGAUCACGUCGCUGGAGACAGCAGGCAGCAUCUGGAAGACCCUGGCGGACACGAGCAUGGAAGCCUUCAAAGCCAGCAAGGUCCUCGACAUUAUGCUCCAGAAGAUCAAGUCGCCAGCUUCUGGCACCGAUGCGCCCAUGGACCUGAUGGACGCCGAGCUCCUCGAUAUACCAUCGCCCAACACGCUAGCGCAGAGCUUCAUGACGCCCCUUGAUGCGAUGCCCAACUUUGUGAAUACCAACAACAAUGGCUUUUCGGCGCAGGAGCAAAGCACGUUUAUGGCCAUGGAUUUCGGGCUCUCCCCUGGCGCGAUGCCCGGGUACGGCGGUAGCGAUGCGUUUGGCGGUGGUCCUGGAAACAACCCCGGGUCUCCAUUCUCGAUGUUUGGAAUGGGGUCGAAUUCGGGCACGAUGCCUGACCUGUCUGGAAACUUUGACUGGAAUGCCCUCGACAAUAAUUAUGCGCAGAUGCCCAACUUCUCCGACCAGCCGCUGCAGCUCUUCAACAGUGGAACUGACGAUUCACCAGACAGCAUGUUGAACAGUAAUAUCAAGGACAGUGGCUAG
Molecule: messenger RNA, 2427 nt
Organism: Emericellopsis cladophorae
Lineage: Eukaryota; Fungi; Ascomycota; Sordariomycetes; Hypocreales; Bionectriaceae
Product: putative transcriptional regulatory protein-like protein
Exons: 3
Coding region: 1-2427 (808 amino acids)
Biological process (GO): DNA-templated transcription; regulation of DNA-templated transcription
Cellular component (GO): nucleus
Molecular function (GO): DNA-binding transcription factor activity, RNA polymerase II-specific; DNA binding; zinc ion binding
Source: RefSeq, a predicted model, not a curated record